AUGUCUUAAUUGAAAAAACUUCAAUAUGCAGAGUUUUAAAUAAUUUAUCCAAUAACUGGAAAAACAGGAUUAUAUAAAAAGGGUUUAGAGUAAUGGAUCUGCAAGUAAAUUGUUCUUCAAAAAAAGACAUAAAAGGAAUUGAUUGAUGAAAUUGAUUAAAUGAAAAUUCGUUUAUCAAAAGCAGGUAUUUAUAUUCCAGAAGGAUAUUUGGAAGAUAAAUAAGGAAUAAGUUUAGUAUAUAAGAGAUUCAAAAAUUCAAUGGGUGAUUUAAUAAGAGUACAUAGAAGAUAGGGAAAAUUCAUUGCAAUGAAUUUGAUGUAGAAAUAUGUAGAUGAAUAUACAAAUUGGUUAGAUAAAAUACAUAAAUCAAAGAAAACAGAAGCAUAGCGAUUUUGUCAUUGUAGAAUAAAACCUUAAAAUUUAUUUGAGGAUGAAGAUGGAAAUUGUGUAAUUACAGACUUUUAAUAAUUUUCAAAUGAGAAUAAUGAAUAUUAUUUGCCUCCAGAGUCAAUAGCAAUAAUAAAGAAGAAUUAAAGUUAAAGAUUUGCAUAAUCAGGAUAAGGAGAUUAAUUUGGAGUAGAUCCAUAGAAAAUAGAUGUAUGGUAGUUAGGAAUAGUAUUUUUAUAAAUGGCUUCAUUAAGAGAAAUAGAAGAAUUAAUUGUAUUUAGAGAUCUUUAAGCACAUGAAUCUUAAAAAGCAAUAGAAAUAAGAGAAAUAGUUAGAAAAACAUAUGGUAAUCAUUUAAUAAAUUUGAUUGAGAAAAUGUUGGAAAAGAAUCCAAAUAAUAGACCAUUGUUAUCAGAUUUAGAAGAUUUAGUUUAAGAUUUCUUUUCUUAGAAUGCAAUAAUAGCAGAUGAAAAAUUAAUAUUACCAUAACCUGAAUUAUUGUUGGAAGAAUUAAAAGAGAAAUCUAAAUAAUAAAAAUAAUAAACAGCUACAUAAUAUUUAUCAAAAUAUUAAUUGUAGCCAGUAAGUAGAAGAAUAAAAGCUGAUUAUUUUUGGGAAGCUUUGUAGGAUUUAAAAAUUGAAGUUAAUGCAAGAGAAAAAUAAACAUUUUUAUCUAAGUUUGAUGUUUAAAAAAGUGGUGAGAUUGAUUUAUCUUAAUGGAUUUAAAGUUAAAAGGAAAUUAUUAAAUUAGGUGAAUUAAAUGAUCUUUAAGAGAAAGAAUUAUCAGAAAUGAUGAAAGAUUUACAUAAAUAUUUAGAAGAAUAAUAAAUAAAUCUAUUAGAAAGAUUUAAAGAAAGUGAUACUGAAUCGCUAGGGUAUUUAUAAUUUGAAAAGUUUGAAUAAAUAUUAAAAGAUAAUUAGAUAAAUUUGUCUGCAGAUGAUAUUCCAAUAAUCCAAUAAAAAUAUGAUCCUAAGAAAAAGAAUGUUAUAUAUUAUGAGUAAUUUUGUGAAGAUACAAAGUCUAUGAAUUAAUAAUAAAUGGGUUUGAAUGAAUUAAGAAUUAAAAUGUAUAAAGGUAUUAGAGAUAUUCAUAAUAUAUUCAUUCAAUUUUUUAGACAUUAUGAUACUAAAUCAAGAGGUGAAUUAAGUCAUGAAGAAAUAUAUAGAUUUUUAAAUGAUUUAAAAUGUCACCCAAGUCCUGAAAUAUAAAAAUAAUUAAUCUCACAAUUAGAUCCUACUAAUAAGAAAUCAAUUUCAUUUGAAAAUGUAAGAAUAUUUUUUGAAUAAUUUAUUAAUGAUGAUGUUAGAAUGAUAAUAUAAAGUAUUGUUGAUGGUUUGACUAAUAUUUCUAUGACAUUACCAUAACUUAUAAGAAGUAAUACAAAAAGUGUUAGUAUAAUUACAAAAAAUUAAUUGUUUAAUGCUUUGAAAUAAGCAAAUGAAACACUUAAAAAUUCAGAUUUUACUUUUUUGAUGAGUAUUUUUGGAGUUAAAGAAGAAAUAGAAUAUCCACAAUUUAUAAAUGCAAUGGUAUAAAAAGGUAAAGAUCUUAAAGUAUAAAAUUGGAAAUAAUUAUAAGAAAUUGAAAUUAAAGAAUAAAAGCAAGAGAAAAAAAGUACAUUUGAUGAUCCAGAAGAAUAUGCACAUAAAUCUAUAACUUUCAAUGCAAAAUUAUUUGAUCCUUAAAGAUAAAUAUUAUAAUUUAUAUAUAAAUAGUUAUAAGAAAGAGAAUAAACCCCUAGAUAAUAUUUUAAAUGUACUUUUUAAAGGAUGACUAUUUCAUAAUAUAAAGAAAAAAUAAGAUAGUUAGAAAUAUAUAAAGGAGAUUUUGAAAUAGAAUAAGAAGAACUAUUGAAUAAUCUUUUAGUCCCAAAUGAUAGAUCAUUAGUUGAUAUUGAUUUAUUAAUUGAAGCAAUACUUUAUUAUAAGGAUAAAAAAAUAGAGUAAUAUAGGUAUAGUCAACAUAAAGCUAUAAUGUUUGUUGAAUUGCUCAAUAAAUAAAUGAAAAAGAAAAGGAUUCCUUAUGCAGAUAUUGAAGAUCUAGAUACUUUAGGAGAUGGAUAUAUUCGUAAGAAAUAGUUUUAAGAUUUUGUAAAUAAAUAAGUAUAAUUAGAUACAGGAGAUAUUUAAUUUUAAGAUUUCUUGACAAGUAUUUAAUAAGAUUUAUAAAAUAUAUCUUUAUUAAAAUUAAAAUAAGCAUUAAAAUUAGAUGAUGCUUCAAAUAAAUUAUUAUCAGAUAUAAAUACAGAGUUAGCAUAUGAAUAAAGUAAACCGGAAUAAGUAUUUAAAAAGUAUGAUGCCAAUAGAAAUACUAAAUUAGAAUUAAGAGAAUUUGCUGAAUUUUUAUAAUAAUUAGUAGGAGAAGUUGAUUAAAAGAUUGUAGAAACUUUAUUUUAGAAGUUGGAUGCAAAUGGAGACAAUACAAUUAAUUUAUAUGAAUUUAAAUAAAAAAUAUCUAAAUAAGAAGGUGACAUAUCAGAAUAAUAAUAGACAAAAUAUAAAUAUAAAUAAACUGCAUAAACAUUUACAAAAUAAUUAACUCCUUAGAUAAUGAAAGCUGUAUUUAGAUUGAAAGAUGCUUUAAGAGAAAAUAAUGAAACUAUAGAAAUAUUUGAUAAGAAAGGAAGAGGAUAGAUAUUAUUAAAUGCAUUUUAAGAUAUUAUAGUGAGUUUGGGUUUUGAAUUUUAAGAAUUUAAAUAAUUGGCUUAAUAUCUUUUAUCGCCAGAAGAUAAGAAAUUUCUGUAAUAUGAUAAAUUAGCAAUUUUAAUUAAUGAUUGUGAAGAAGCUGAGUAAUUGUUAAUUAAUUUAAAUUAAACUAUUUAAUCAGGUAAAGUGGCAACAGCAUCAUUAUUUUACAAUUAUGAUUAAAAUGGAAAUGAUGUAUUGGAUAAAUAAGAAUUCUAUAAAUUGAUAAGAGAUAUUGAUCCUAUGUCAAGAAAUAAACCAGUUGAUAAUUUAUUUUUGCUUUUAGAUGCUAAUUCUGAUGGAUCUAUUAGUAUUAGUGAAUUUAAAACUAAAGUUUGUACAAAAGAUAAACCUAAAGUUAUGGCAACAAUCAAUAAAUAAUAAUUGAGUAUUUUUGAUGAUGUUAUGAAAUUUGCAAAAGGAUCUCCAACUUUAUUAGGAGAAUUUGAAAUAAGAGAUGAAAAUUAUACAAAUAAAUUAGAUUUAGAAACAUUCAUUAUGGUAUUAAAAAAAAAUAAUGGUCCAAAUAUUUAAUUGCUUGAAAUGAAAGCAUUAGCUGAUUAAUUAGGUGCAUUAUAAGGUAAUAAUAUAAAUUAUAAAAUAUUUUGUUUAAAAGCUAAAUAAUAUUAAGUUGAAACACCUUCCACUAAAAUUGAAGCUAUUCUUACAAAAUUAAAAGAGUAACUCAAAAACAAAAAUACUAAUGUGAUUGAAAUUUCUCAGGAUUAUGAUAUUAAUAAUAAAGGUAAGGUCAAAGUAAAGGCUCUUAAAAUGGGUAUAUCUGAUAAAUAAAUUUUAUUAAAUGAUAAUGAAUGGGAGUUAUUAUUUACAAUUAUAGAAUAAGAUGCGUAAGAUUAUAUUGAUUAUUAUGCUUUUAAUGAUUUAAUUAAUUUAGGAUUAGCUAAAUAUAAAGAAAGUAGAAAAGAUUUAGUACUCAAUACUAAUUAAGAAAUAGAUAGAAUUGUGAAAAGUUUUGCAUAAUAUUUAGAGUAAGAAGUCUGCACUCUUCUUUACAUGUAUAGAUAAACUGAUAAAGAUUAAAAUAAUUUUAUAUCAUUUGAUGAAUUUACUGCUUUAUUGUUAAAAACUAUUGGAUAUAGUACAACUGUAGAUGUUUAGAAAUAACUUUUUGAUAUUUUCGAUAUGGAUAAAGAUGGUAAAAUUAAUUUUACUGAAUUUGAAUAUUAAAUUUAUAAAAGAAAUGAAAUUACUGCAAAAUAAAUUCAAGAGAUGAAAUUAGUAAUGUUAAAUGGUCGUAAUCCAUAAAUGGAACAAUAAUUAUCUGAUUUAUUUCUUAUAAUUUCUUAAGGAAGUCAAUUUAUAGAAUUUAAACAAUUCGCAAAUUAUAUUAAUUAUUUUAAAAAGUACUCUAUGCUUGAAUUAGAUCAAUUGUUUAGAUAUUUUGAUUAAGAAUAUUCUGAAAAAUUAGAUUAAUAUAGAUUUAUAUUAGCAUUUAAGCAAUUGUAAAGAUAAUAAUCAAUUCAAUAGUAACAACCACCUCCUUAAUAAUAAGCUUAUACUCCUUAAUAAUAACCAUAUCCAAAGAAUAUGUAACCAUAACUUCCUAAUUUUUAAUAGACACCUUAAUUUUAAUAAUUUUAAUAACCUCAAUUUUAAUAAUCCCAAUAAUAUAAUGGUUAAUAAUAUGAAUAACCUCAAUAAUAAUAUAAUGGAUUACAGCCUCAAUAUAAUGGAUAAUAACCUUAAUAAUAGUUUUAUAAUUAACAGGAAGUUGGUGUGUCAUUUAAUGCAUCCAUUCCAAAUAGUUCUAUUGCAUAUCCUCCUUAGAAUGUAAUGUAUUAAAAAUAAAUUCCUUAAGGAUUUGAGAGAAAAUAAGAAUGGGUACAAAAUGCUAAAUUUGAUUAAAAUGGAGUUUCACAAGGAUAAGAUUAAUAUUCUUAGAAAUAUGAUCCUAAUUAGGUUUAAUUUAAAAAACCUUAAACAGAAAUUCCAAUAGAAUUUGAUCUUAAUUUUUAUGAUUAAGAAAUCUAAAAAAAAUGCAUUUAAAAAAAUAUUGAUUUUUUUGAUUUGUUAUGUUAAUAUGAUGAAACAUAACUUCCAGAAUUGAAGAUUUCAAAACCUGAUUAAUUAGAAUUAGCAUUUUAAUUUUUAGAAAUAUUAGCUCCAACUCCACAUGUUUAAUAAUAUUACUAUUAUUAUUCAUAGGGUUAAAAUUAGAUGGGAAUAGUGAUACCAUAUUUGAAAAUGAAUAAUCCUGGUAAACUAUUAGCAAAGGCAUUAAAUUUUACAAUGAUAAAACAUAAACAAUAUACAAAACAAUAACUUUGGAAUUUAAUAGGAGAAAAUUAGCCAAUUUGGUAGAUUAAUUAAUUAGAUAAGAUUAAUAAAAACUUAAAAAUUGGUUUAAAUGAAAGAGAAUUAAGGGAUGCAUUUUAAUAUUGGGAUACUGAAUAAAAAGGUUAAAUAUCAUUUAAAAUGUAUGAUGAAAUUCUAACAUUGAAUUAGAUAGUAAUUCCAUAAAAGUAGAAUGGAAUACAAUAAAAAGAUCCAGGUUUAUAAUCAACAUUAGAUGCAUUUAUAUUACAUUUAUCAGAGGUAGUAUUGGCUAAGAAUUGUUUUAAUCUUUAUGAAUAAUUAGAUAAAAGAGGAUAUAAUCAAAUACCUUAUAAUGAUUUUUUAACAGUAAGUAAGAAGUUGAUAGGAUCUAUAUCAGCUGAAGAGAUUAAAUCAAUUAAAUAAUUAUUAUAAUAAAAUGGUUUAAUAAAUUUGAGUGAUUUAGCUAAACUUUUAAGUGUUGAUAGAACUAAAAUUAAUUAGUAUAGUUAAGAAGAUGAGAAGAGAUAAUUUGGUUUAGCUUAAAAGGAUUAACGUAAAUCUAUUUUGAAUGUUUAGAAUAAAGAGAGAUUUAAUAAGAUACUUCCAAUAAUAAAUGAGUUUUUGAAAAAGCGUAAUAAAUCUUAUGAAGAUUUUGCACUCUAUUUCUUUCCGCCAAAUUAAAAUAGUACAUUAGAUAGAGUUUAAUUUACAAAGAAAGCAAUGGAUGCUUAAUUUGGGUUAAGUGCUUCUUAAUGUGAAGAAUUAUAUGAUUAUUUGGAUGCAAAUUCUAGUGGACAUAUUUCAAUAAAUGAAUUUAGAUUAGUAUUUUAAACUAAAUAGACAGAUUAAUAAGUUAAGAGAUAAGCAGAUAAUAUUGUAUAAAGUUAAGAUAUAGAAUAGGAAAUAUUAGAUUUAUUUAAUUAAAUAGAUGAAAAUAAGAAUCAAUAAUUAGAUUAAAGAGAAUUAUUAAAAGCUUUAUAAUCAGUAGGUUUAAAUCCUGGAACUGAAGAAUUAUCAUAGUAUUUUGCAUAAUUUGAUAGGGAUAGAAGUGGAACAAUAUCAUAUUAAGAGUUUUCUCAUAUAGUUAAAGAUAUUUUAAAAAAGGAAUUAUUAUAGGCAGAUGAUUUAUUAGAAGAUUUAAGAAGAGAAUUCAGAUAAGUUUGUAAUCCAACAACAAGAAUGUUAUCUAAAGAAUAAGUUAGUUAGGUAUUUUAAAAUAUGGGAGUUUCAAUUAAAAAUGAAGAAUUAACAGAUUUAUUUGUAGAAAUAGAUGAGGAUAAAUCUGGUUCGAUUGAUAUUGAUGAAUUUAUAUAUUUUAUUUAAAAGAAUUAAUCAGGGAUGUCAGCUAAAGCAUCAGCUGCUGUUAUGAAUAUAAAAGGUAGUAGAAGAAUAUCAUUACAUGAUCUAAAAGAGAUAUUUUUAUCAUUACCUUAAAACUUUAUAAUGAGUUUUGUUAGAGGAUAGAAUAAAAAAUUAUAAAACCUUCCAUCUUCAUAAUUGAAACCAAUUCUUGAUAAUUGUGGAUUCUUUUAUUAAGGAUUAAAUUAUGUAGAAGCAUCUAAUUUCAAUAUUAAAUAAAGUAUUUUAGAUAAGGUUAAUAUUAAAAAUAAUUUCUUAGCAGAAAUUAGAUUAAUUGAAGCAACAGGAAUACCUAUACCAGAUGAAAAGGAUGUUCCUAGAAAUUCAUUUUUAAAAAGAGAAAUUGGAAUCAUUUUAAUUGAUAAAGCAAUAAAUAAAUAUGAAGGUAAUACUAUUUAUAUUCCUGCAACAUGGAAUCCAGAAUAUGAAGAUAGAUGGGUUUUUGAAUAACCAGCUAUGGAAUAAGCAAUAUUAAUGAGAUGGGGUAAUUUUGAUGACAAGUUAGAUAAUCUUAAAGAAUUAGUAUUUGAAUUUAUUACUUAUUCUGUUAAUAAAGGUAGAAUUAUAUAAAUAUCUUGUGCAUAUGGUUCAAUUCCUGUUUAUUAAUUAAAACCUGGAAAAUAAAUUCUUGAUUUAAAAGGAGGUGCUCCAUUAAAAGAUAUUACUAUUGAUAAAAAAGAUAUUAGAACUAAUAGAAAUGGAUGGAGAUCUGUAGUUAAAGCUCUUUCUUCUAAUAUUAAGUCGUAAUUAAUAUUAGAAGUAUUUAAAUUAUCUCCUUAAAUGAUAGCUAAAAUCUCAGCUUUACCAAAUAAAUGUUUACUUAAUAAAUGGGCUUUAGGAAUGUAAUCAGCAUUUAGAGAAUACUUUGCUUAUAGAACUUAAAUGAAAGGGGAAAUUGAAUUAAAUUUAUCUAGUGAUAUAAGAAUUAGAGCAUGGUUACAUUGUUUUGAUUGUCCUGAUACUAUUAGACCUAUUGCAUCAUUUUGGAACGAGUUUAUUGAGUAAAAUUAUUAAUUAUAUAUAUUUAUAGGCCUAAAAUUAAUAAUGAUCAUCAAUUUUUAUUAAAAGCAGUUUCCAAAAUAGCUGAUUCACUAUAUCUUAUGUUUAAAAACACUGAAUUUAAAUUUUCUAUUGGAGAUCCUACAGCUAGAAUAGAUAAUGAUACUGUUCUACUUAAACGAAGAUAAUAAUUAGUGUUAGAAGCAAUUAAUGAUAUGAAAAUUAAUCUUGGACUUCUUGUUUAAUAAUAGUAAAUUUUAUAUUAAUUAAUUAUUAAUAGAAAAAAAGCAUAAAUUAUCACCAGUUUAGAACCCCUAAAUGUUGAAGAAAUGAUGGAUCAUGAUAAUGAAUCAGAUUUGUAAGCUUUAGAAAAAUUUUUUAAUAAAAAGAAAUCAAAAAAAUAAUAAUAAUGA
Molecule: messenger RNA, 8120 nt
Organism: Paramecium sonneborni
Lineage: Eukaryota; Ciliophora; Oligohymenophorea; Peniculida; Parameciidae
Source: the annotation of a GenBank genome assembly